Charadrius vociferus (killdeer) is the source of this 1384-nucleotide messenger RNA. It is a transcript of the gene MC4R, whose product is annotated as melanocortin 4 receptor. Gene Ontology annotation, biological process: G protein-coupled receptor signaling pathway. Gene Ontology annotation, molecular function: melanocyte-stimulating hormone receptor activity. Bases 389 to 1384 code for a protein of 331 amino acids. Gene Ontology annotation, cellular component: membrane. NCBI's taxonomy places the organism in Eukaryota, Metazoa, Chordata, Aves, Charadriiformes, Charadriidae. The transcript has a single exon. The record is from RefSeq and is a predicted model, not a curated record.
CUCCGCAGCAGUCACUUGGGCAUUUUAUGUUUGCCUCUCUUAAUGGAAGGGAACCAAAAAAACCUUGCAGUGUACCAGUGAACUAAACAGGAACUGACCGUAGGGGAGAAUCUGAUGCAAAUUUACAGACUGUUGGGACUCUGUGAUAUAGAUCACCAAGGUAAAUGUGAUGACGAUCAGAAACUGCAUCUGUGAGAGAGUAAACCAGCAUUUCUGAGUUUGAAACCUUAUUUUGUAACAGCAGUCAAAGUGUUCUGAACUGCUGCCUGCCUCGGUGCUGGCUUAUUUUUCUUUUCUUCCCAAGCUGAAAAGCCAAAGAAGGUUUUCAAAGGAAUGCAAAAGGAACAGGAGUUUUAAAAGCAGGAAGCUGAAAGGGGCUCUCCAUAAGAUGAAUUUCACCCAGCACCGUGGGACACUCCAGCCGCUCCAUUUCUGGAACCACAGCUAUGGACUGCACGGAGGUGCCAGUGAGCCCAAUGCAAAGGGCCACUCCUCGGGAGGCUGCUACGAGCAACUCUUUGUAUCCCCCGAAGUGUUUGUGACUCUGGGCAUCAUCAGCUUGCUGGAGAACGUCUUGGUCAUUGUGGCGAUAGCCAAGAACAAGAACCUCCAUUCGCCCAUGUACUUCUUCAUCUGUAGCUUGGCAGUGGCUGACAUGCUAGUGAGUGUAUCUAAUGGAUCAGAAACUAUUGUCAUCACGCUGCUAAACAAUACAGAUACAGACGCACAGAGCUUUACCAUAAACAUUGACAAUGUCAUUGACUCAGUGAUUUGCAGUUCCUUGCUUGCAUCAAUUUGCAGCCUUCUCUCAAUAGCAGUGGACAGGUAUUUUACUAUCUUUUACGCCCUCCAGUACCAUAAUAUCAUGACCGUGAAGCGCGUAGGGGUCAUCAUCACAUGCAUCUGGGCUGCUUGCACAGUCUCAGGCAUUUUGUUCAUCAUUUACUCUGACAGCAGUGUUGUCAUCAUCUGCCUUAUUAGCAUGUUCUUCACUAUGCUCAUUCUCAUGGCAUCCCUCUAUGUCCACAUGUUCAUGAUGGCUCGGAUGCAUAUCAAAAAGAUUGCUGUUCUUCCAGGGACUGGCCCAAUUCGCCAAGGGGCCAACAUGAAAGGGGCCAUCACUCUCACCAUCCUGAUUGGAGUGUUUGUUGUGUGCUGGGCUCCAUUUUUCCUGCACCUGAUUUUCUACAUCUCCUGCCCCUACAACCCUUACUGUGUGUGCUUCAUGUCCCACUUUAACUUCUACCUCAUCCUCAUCAUGUGCAAUUCCAUCAUCGAUCCACUUAUCUAUGCAUUCCGGAGUCAGGAGCUCAGGAAAACAUUCAAGGAAAUUAUAUGCUGCUGUAGCCUGAGAGGGCUUUGUGAUUUGCCUGGCAAAUAUUAA